This is a messenger RNA of Emericellopsis cladophorae, 1716 nucleotides long. RefSeq names its product Retrograde regulation protein-like protein. Lineage: Eukaryota; Fungi; Ascomycota; Sordariomycetes; Hypocreales; Bionectriaceae. The transcript is spliced from 3 exons. Bases 1 to 1716 code for a protein of 571 amino acids. Gene Ontology annotation, biological process: regulation of transcription by RNA polymerase II. The record is from RefSeq and is a predicted model, not a curated record.
AUGCCACUUCACGGUACCGCGCGCCACCCACUGCUCCACUGCGUCGAGCGCCUCGCUUAUAGCGGUGGCUGGAGAAUCGACCUUGGUGCCAUGGAAUCCUCCGGUAUCCUUACUAUCGACAAUCUCCCGGAGAGGCUGCCACCGUGGCACCCGGAAGAUGACAGCCAUGUCUACGCUAUUGUAGACAUGGGCAGCAACGGAAUUCGGUUUUCCAUUACUUCACUUGCCCCUUCGAAGGCCCGUCUUCUUGAGCCCAUCUACUCUACGCGCGCGGCCAUCUCCCUCUUUGAUGCUUUGACUCCCGACGACCAUGGUGCUCUCAUCUUACCAUCUGCUACCAUCAGCGAUGUGGCGAUCGCACUCCAGAACUUCGCACGACUGGCAGAUCUCCACCAGGUUCCUCGUCGGAACAUGAUGAUAUUCGCAACGGAGGCAAUGCGUCGCGCGUCCAACGCCACCGAGUUGCUGGCCGCGGUGGUCAAGGCUACCGGGGGUUGUGGCGUUCAAAUUCUCGAACCGGCUGUCGAGACCCUUUUCGGAGCCGUAAUGGGAUCGAGAAGCGCCGUGACUACGGUAGACCGUGGGGCUCUCUUCCUCGACCUGGGAGGGGGCAGUGUCCAGAUCACCUGGGUCGACACGUCACUCGCUGCGUAUGAGACCAAAGCAGCCUUGGCCGGUUGCAGCAUGCCGUACGGUGCUGCAAAGCUCACCCGUAUCCUUGAAGAAGGAGACGCUGAGCUUCAAAGUUUUGAAAGCAACAGGCUCCUUGAGUCGAUGAAAUCAGCCUACGACCAGCUGUGCGCCAAAUUCACAAAGCUACAAGACAUACGUCGAGCCUACGACAGCGGCAACAAGAAGGCUUGUCUCGAUGUAUAUAUGUGUGGCGGAGGUUUCCGUGGCUAUGGAAGCAUGCUGAUGCAUGCUGAUAAGCACCAGCCUUACCCAAUACCAUCUAUCGGGACGUUCACGGUCGACGGAGCCACCUUCAAGCAAGUCGAUGAGAUGAUUCGAAUCAACAAGGAGCAUGACGGAAAGAUAUUCGGCCUAUCCAAGAGACGCCGCCGUCAGUUUGAUGCGAUCACCCGAGUUGUUAAGGCGUUCAUUGCAACCGUACCAAAUAUUAAUCGCGCCACAUUUUGCCAGGGAUCGAAUCGAGACGGCGCCCUGAUGAUGAAGCUUCCCCGCGAAAUCCGCGAGAGCAACCCUCUUGUGGCGAUAGCUGCCGUCUCCGCCCAGGAAAAGCCAAUCUUCGAUGGGAUCCUGCGGAAGAUCUCCCAGGCCCUGCCUCAAGAAGUACUGGCGUCUUCCAACAUUCCCACGGUCUUGUCAGAUGAGGGUCUAGGAUGCCUCUAUGUUCGAGAGAUUUGGGCACGGGGCGGCUACUACGCCGACACCAAUGCAUCUUAUGCCCUACACAAUGCCAUCUCCCGAGAUUCUGAUGCACCUGGGCUGACUCACUUGUCCAGGGCCCUGCUUGGUCUCACUGUUGCCGCAAGGUGGGGCUUAGGCCUUGGUCCGGCCGAUGCGAAGCUUGCCGAAGGUCUCGAAGGUAUCAUCUCCCGCAAUAGCAAUGAUGCUGUAUUCUGGGCCAAGUAUAUCGGCGCUGUCACCGACGUGGCUGCCAGCAUUUUUCCCGUCAUCCCGCGAGACAUUGACCAGUUCGAGAAGUCACUCAGGUAUAAUCCACUCGAGUCGGAAAGUUUAACUCUUCUCUAA